Molecule: messenger RNA, 1644 nt
Organism: Symbiodinium sp. CCMP2456
Lineage: Eukaryota; Dinophyceae; Suessiales; Symbiodiniaceae
Source: the annotation of a GenBank genome assembly
GAGCCUCCGCAGAGGCCAGCUUUGGCAUCGAGGAGUACGUGCUGCCUCGAUUCGAAGUGGGCGUGGUGCUGGACCAGAGCCACCUGACCUACGGCAGGGCCAACAGCGGCGAUGUGACGGUGACGGGCAAGGUCUCCGCGAACUUCACUUUCGGCGAGCCCGUCCCCGGCGUCGCGUCGGUGACGCUUUGGGCACCUCUCAACCCCUGGGAGGUGUCUUCGCGGAUGGGCGGUGCAGCGAUGGACGGUGAUGCUAGCAUCGAUUCCACAGAUUCGCAAGCUACGGGCGGUGUUGCACACAGGGCUCUUGCAUCCCUAGCAGGGCUCGAGCUUUCAACGACGGCGCCGACGCCGUUCGAACUGACCAUUCCGAGCAGCCAGCUGCGAUACGGCACGCUGCAAGCGGAAGCAUCCGUCGUCUAUGCAGCAACUGGGGAGCGACAAAGCUCGGCCGCGUCCCUGCCGGUACUCUACGAAGGCUCAGAGUUGCAGGCCGACAUCAGCUUGUCCGAUGGCACGAAGGUCUUUCGCCCGGGCCUGCCGAUGAAGCUGUCGGUCCGACUCGAGAAGCCCGGUGGCCAGGCGGUCUCGGCGGAGGAUCUGAGGGACCUCGAAGUGCGACUGGCACAGGAGGCAAACACGGUGUCCUACAGCCACCGGCCAGACACCGUCUACUACGACCUCGCGGCCUCGGACUGGAAGGAUGGACAGCAGGAGCUGGACAUUCCAGCAGUGCAAGAUGAUUCCAGCUGCUGCAACCCGUCAGCUGAACGCACCACCUGGAAAGAGCACGAAGAGGCUUGUGGAUGCUGCGUCUACGGCUUGAACUUCCAUGUGGAGCGCAGGCAGCCGGGGGAUCAGUAUUGGCAGCGAAUUUACACCGGAGUGGAGGGCAAGUCCGCCUACGGCUGCGCUGGCCGCGCCUGGUCCCCGGAUGGCUCCUACUUGGCCUUGAGUGCCCCGGUGGAGGAAGGCAACGCCUGGAGGGCGCAGCUCACGAGCAGCCGGCCUCCGGCCGAGCUCCAAAGCGACGUGGAGUACCUCGUUACCCAGGCUGGCACCUUCGUCGCCAGCGGUGUCGCGCAGCCCAGCUUCACAGCCUCCGGAAGUCACUAUGAGGCUGCCCUGCAGAUGACGCUGCCAACCUCCUUAUCGGGAGAACUGCGCUUCGUGGCCAUCGCGCGGACCACCUCAGGACGUGCCAUGGCGGCAAGCGCGAGAAUUUCGAGGAGUCUUCAGCUUCCCUACAAUCUUUCCGCGAGCUUCUCCGCUGAGGAGGUGAAGCCCGGCGUGCAGCUUGCGGUGCAGCUGGAGGCUGCAGCCCUGUCUUCAGGCACGACCCCGCGGGCCGUCCACGCAUUCGUGACGUCGCUGGACCGCUCGGCCGAGCUCUUGGGGACAAGAGCUGCCAUUGGCAAGCCCUCGCUGUUGGCCGCUUUGGAACGAGCAGCAGAUGGGGCAGCCGCGACUCCGGUAUCGGGCAGGAUUUGGAGGUACUGCAGUGUUCAUGGUGACGAUUUGAUGGUGGUCGCGGAGCUGCCAGAGAAGGUUCAGGUAGUGAUGGAUGCGAGCAUUGCGCCGGGCAGCGACGACCAAGAGUAUGGGCAGUCGCUGGGUGCCAGCUGCCCUCGACCUCUCUUGAAUG